GAUUGGUUUAUGCAGGCAGUAUGACGAGCACAUUUUUCUAUGAUGAUGAAAUGCUGCUUCUAAAACAAGAUAAUGAUGUCAGUGAAGGAAUGUUGCUUCAACAACAAGAUAAUGUUCAGCCUAUAAGUGUGGAUACCACUCAUUUAUGGUCGACCGAUCAGGUAUUCAUUGCGUAUACCAUAAUGCCUACACAACCAACUCUGACCACCAUCAAUUACAAUCUCAACCACCAUCACUGCCUACACAACCAACACUGACCACCAUUAAUCUUCACCACCAACCCCAUUACUCAUUCAUCCUACACCAUAAAUACCUUUACUUCCUAUAUUAGUCCCCUAUGCACCAAAGGCAUCCUACACCAUUACAUUACUUCCCUUCUUCCCUUGUUGCAGGAAAUAACCAAAAGAAAUGGAACAAGAUCCACCAUCAACCUUCAUCCGCCCUUGCAAACGCCAAGACAACCUUGCCUCCAGCUCUCGUCCUCUCAUUCCCGGCCCAGCUGGCGCCGUCCAGGCCGCCAUGAUUCACCGCAGAUCCACCGACGACAAACCAAACAUUUCAACCCAACAAUUCGUUAGGCAAGUCCUCCAAGACGGCCACGACACCGAUCCCGAUUUCCAAUCCAAUGCUUGGCUUUCAGCCCUGCAAUUAAACAGAUCUGCCACUCCUCUGGGCGCAAUCACUCACCAUCAUGAAAGAGUAGAUCACGUCAUCGGUGUUAUCAAAUCCUGCAAUCCCAAUGGGUUUGGAGAUGCAACAGUUACACUCAAGGACCCUACGGGCACUGUUGGCGCUAGUAUCCAUCACAAGGUCUUCACUGAAAGCGUAUUUGCGAAAGACAUAACUGUUGGAUCUGUUCUGCUUCUCCAAAAGGUCGCUGUGUUCUCUCCUAGAAAGUCUAAUUGUUAUCUGAAUAUAACCUUGUCCAAUGUAGUCAAGGUAUGAUAAUCUUCUUCCACAUCUAAAAUAAAGCAUUUGAAUCUUUUCCACAUCUACAACAAAGCAUUUGAAUC
Molecule: messenger RNA, 1013 nt
Organism: Lotus japonicus
Lineage: Eukaryota; Viridiplantae; Streptophyta; Magnoliopsida; Fabales; Fabaceae
Exons: 3
Coding region: 409-945 (178 amino acids)
Biological process (GO): recombinational repair
Source: RefSeq, a predicted model, not a curated record